This is a messenger RNA of Drosophila busckii, 2040 nucleotides long. RefSeq names its product xaa-Pro aminopeptidase ApepP (gene ApepP). The record is from RefSeq and is a predicted model, not a curated record. NCBI's taxonomy places the organism in Eukaryota, Metazoa, Arthropoda, Insecta, Diptera, Drosophilidae. The transcript has 2 exons. Bases 130 to 1965 code for a protein of 611 amino acids. Gene Ontology annotation, molecular function: metalloaminopeptidase activity.
AAAGGUAAAUGUAACGAAUUGCACACUGUCAUCCACUAGUGAUUAAGCAAAACGAAAUUGUUUAAAAGAAAACCGGUGCGAAAUCGUAAAUUAACUAGCUUUAGAUAAGCUAGUUUAACUGCAGCAGGCAUGAUGAAAGCCACGACGCAGAAUUUAAUAAAGCUGCGCGAGCUUAUGAAGCUCGCCUGUGCACCAGGCGUAAAUGGCAUAAGUGCAUAUGUAGUGCCGUCUGAUGAUCAACAUCAGAGCGAAUAUUUGUGCAGGCACGAUGAGCGCAGAGCUUUCAUAAGUGGGUUUACUGGAUCAGCGGGGACGGCAGUUGUAACAGAAGACAAGGCGCUCCUAUGGACAGACGGCCGUUAUUAUCAACAGGCAGAGAAGCAGUUGGACUCGAACUGGACUCUGAUGAAAGAUGGCUUAGCAACCACACCCUCAAUUGGAGCAUGGCUGGGUAAAAACUUGCCCAGUGGCAGUGCUGUGGGAGUAGAUCCACGUCUAUUCUCAUACCGUGUAGUCAAAGCGAUUGAGAAGGAGCUAAAUGCAGCCAACUGCAACUUGGUGGGCAUAGAGCGCAACUUGAUCGACGAUGUAUGGGGCGAUGACCAGCCACCGCGUACUUCAAACAAGAUUAUACCUCUUCCCCUGGAGUUGGCCGGCGAGACAAUUGCCAAAAAGUGGGAUCGCUUGCGUGAGCAAAUGAAUCAAAAAGGCGCAGGCGCUUUGAUUGUUAGUGCACUAGACGAGAUCGCUUGGUUCUUGAACAUGCGUGGCUCUGACAUUGAUUUCAAUCCCGUUUUCUUUGCCUAUAUGAUUAUAACCCUGGACGAUAUAGUGCUAUUUGUAGAUGCCAAUAAACUGCCCGAUAACUUUGAGCAACAUCAGAUUGAAAACAAUGUAAAGAUAACAAUACGACCCUAUGAAACGAUUGGCGAUGCCACAAAUCAAAUUGCCAACAACUGCACUGGCAAAACAUGGGUAUCACCCACCAGCUCAAUGUAUUUGAACGCGCUGAUACCAAAACCAACAAGACAUCAUGAUAUCACGCCCAUAGCGCUGUUCAAAGCGAUUAAGAACUGCAAAGAGGCAGAGGGAUUUAUCAACAGUCAUAUACGCGAUGGCGUCGCAUUGUGUCAAUACUUUGCCUGGUUGGAGCAAGCCAUUGCGAAUGGCGAGCAAGUCGAUGAAAUAUCUGGCGCUGAUAAGCUCGAAUCUUUCCGCAGCACUAAAGAUAACUAUAUGGGACUUAGUUUCAGCACGAUUAGCGCCUCGGGUCCCAAUGGCUCUGUUAUACACUACCAUCCAGAGAAGGAGACAAAUCGCAGCAUUAACGACAAGGAGGUUUAUCUAUGCGACUCCGGUGCACAGUACUUAGACGGUACUACAGAUGUGACACGCACAUUGCACUUUGGCAAUCCUACGGACUUCCAGAAGGAGGCCUAUACACGCGUGCUUAAAGGUCAAUUAACUUUGGGCUCUACUGUGUUUCCCACAUUAAUUAAGGGUCACUUCUUGGAUGCAUUGGCUAGAAAGUCGCUGUGGGAUGUAGGAUUAGACUAUGGACAUGGCACGGGUCAUGGUGUUGGGCACUUUUUAAAUGUGCAUGAGGGCCCCAUGGGCAUUGGCUUCCGUCUCAUGCCCGACGAUCCGGGUCUACAGCCCAACAUGUUCAUUUCCAACGAACCUGGCUACUAUCAGGAUGGCGAAUUUGGCAUCAGGAUUGAGGAUAUUGUGCAGAUUGUGCCGGCAACCUGCAAAUAUAAUUUUGCUAAUCGUGGCGCAUUAACCUUCAAAACCGUAACAAUGUGCCCCAAGCAGACCAAGAUGGUCAUCAAGGAGCUCCUUACUCCAGAGGAGGUACACCUCUUGAAUAGCUAUCAUCAGUUAGUGUGGGAUACGCUUUCCCCAUUGUUAAAGAAUGAUAAUCUAACCUUGGCCUGGCUAAAGAAGGAAACAAAAUCUAUUUAGUUAUGUAUUUGUUUCUUGAAAUAUCAUGUAUGCAUUUUGAUUAAAGCCUUUUAUAAAUAUAUUAUAUAAAAACAA